Cercospora beticola is the source of this 2415-nucleotide messenger RNA. RefSeq lists its product as uncharacterized. Lineage: Eukaryota; Fungi; Ascomycota; Dothideomycetes; Mycosphaerellales; Mycosphaerellaceae. The record is from RefSeq and is a predicted model, not a curated record.
AAUGAAGUUGGCAGACACUCGUUUUAUUUUCUAUUGGUGAUAUUCUUACUAUCGAUGCAGGCGACGACUUCUCAUUCCUUCGGACAGAUCUUAAAAUGCGACUUCUCAGCAUAGCAUCCGCAAGCCUAGCACUCUUCAGCAGCACCACACUUGCAGCAUGUCCUUACCAAAAUAGCGGCCAUGCUGCGUCUUAUCACGGCUACAACGCCCCUCACGCCAAACGGGAUAUCUCAGUAUCACUUACGUCCAAGACAGGCAACACAUCAACACCCCGUCCGGAUGGGAAAAAGGGAACCUUGAUGUUCAAUCGUCUUUCUCCACGAUCCUCCGUCCUCUACAUCGCCAACAGCGACGGCACAAAUGCUCGAAGACUCCUAUCCAACUCUUCUGCUGUCUUCGAAUACCAUGCGACGUUCUCGCCCGAUGGGAAAUAUAUCAUCUACACUUCCGAGAAAAGAGGAGCAGGCCAAGCGGAUCUGUAUCGUGUCCGGGUGAACGGAACUGGAAUCGAAGAACUCGUAGCGACAGAUGCAGUGGAUGAUCAAGGUGUUCUUUCUCCUGAUGGGAAUUGGUUGGCGUAUGUCAGUUCAGGUAAUGGCUGGAAAGCGAACAUUUGGGUGAAAGAUUUGGAAACGGGCGAAACCCGAAACUUGACCAACACGGCAUCCGUGAAAGGCGUCUCCUGGAGUCCAGACGGCUACUUCAAACCCGCCUGGUCUCCAGACGGUCAAUGGAUCGCUUUCAGCUCCGACCGCAAUACGGGCUGGUACAGUCACAGCGACGGAACAGCAUGGGAAAAUACGCAGGAACUUUCGAUCUAUGCUAUUCGACCCGAUGGAACAGAUUUUCGGCUUGUCGCCACGAAACCUGGUUAUGCACUCGGAAGUCCCAAGUGGUCUUCCGAUGGAAGACGUAUAGUCUACUACGAAAUGGAACGAACUCAAACCUACAACGCCCGUUCCGCAGGUCUCUGGAAUGACGCCGCGAAUCAGAUCUGGUCAGUAGAUUUCGAGACUGGCGAGACGAGGCAGGAGACGGAGACGAAUGUUCUUAAAGUUUCGCCGCAGUAUGUCAGUGAUGAGCUCGGAAUAGGGUACUUCGUCAAAAGCCAUGCCGAUGUUGCGGGGAUUUACUACACCAACAAGGCCAACGCCACCGUCACAUCCCGGACUUUACAGAUGCCAUUCAACAAUCCCUCCUGGUCUCCGGACGGAAAACAAGUCGUAUUCGAAGUCCUCAACCGCGAGCCUCCGAACCCUUCUCACAAACCUUUCAGCCCAGAUCCAGAAUGGAUCUACGCGAUCGGACGACAGUUCCCAACAACAUCUCCGGAUGGCGAGAAGAUCGCAUUCCCAGAUCCAUUCCGCAAAAAUGUAGUCAUCGCUAACGUUUCCGACCUCCAUCAUGCAGACAAUGAGGAUCUGAAAAACAUCACAAUUCCCGCCGCAGGGCCAAUCAGAAAUCUGACGAAUAAUCUCCAAGCACCACUGGAAGUGAUUCAACCUGCUUGGUCGCCCGAUGGAGAGUGGAUUGCAUUUGGAGCUGGAGGGUAUUUCCAGCAGAGACGACAAUACGCUGCUGCGAUUUAUCGCGUGAAAGCGGAUAAUAGUUCUUUGCCGGAACGGUUGACGGUUUUGAGGAAUAAUUCUGGUUUCCCGAGUUAUUCCCACGAUGGUAAUUCGAUCGUGUACCGUCAGUGGGGUCCUCCUGGGUCGGCAGGGUAUGGAUUAUACGUUUAUGAUAUUGCGAAGAAUGUCACUACGCAGCUUACGGAGGGAACGAUGAGUGAUAAUUUUCCAUCCUUCUCCCCAGACGGCUCGCGCAUUGUCUUCACGCGGAGGAUGAAUGUCACCAACUUCGAUAUUUGCACGAUCAAGCCUGAUGGCACGGAUCUUCAGGUCCUGACAGAUUCUGCUGCGAAUGAUGCCCACGGAGUAUGGACGUACGAUGGUAGUAGGAUCGUGUACUCGAGUGGUGCAUCAGGAUGGAAAGCUGAAGCAGCUACUUACGAUCAGGCCGAGCAACCAUACGGCCAGCUCUGGAUUAUGGAUGCGGAUGGCAGCAACAAGUAUCAGAUCGCUGAUAGCUUGUGGGAGGAUGCGAUGCCGAUCUAUCUUCCAGGCGUGUACCUGUAGACAGUCCAAAUGGUGCGACUUACCUUCAGAGGCGAAUCCAAGUCAGUCUUUGCGUCGGAGCAUCACCUUUACACAUGUUGCCGACGACGUACAGUUAUGAGGGCGAACAGCCUCGAAGAGAGCAACCUGCACGAAAAGUCAGUAGCAGCAAAGUGCGACCUCGGCAGCACCAAUACGAGCAGCACAAGGCCACACUUGCAUUCCAGCCUCUCUAACGAACAAGGAGAUAGAACUCCCGUCCGAUGUCACACCCAAUGGGGACAUAGGAGAGGUCGGUAGC